Messenger RNA from Orbicella faveolata, 6704 nucleotides. RefSeq lists its product as uncharacterized. The record is from RefSeq and is a predicted model, not a curated record. Gene Ontology annotation, biological process: nucleoside transmembrane transport. NCBI's taxonomy places the organism in Eukaryota, Metazoa, Cnidaria, Anthozoa, Scleractinia, Merulinidae. Gene Ontology annotation, cellular component: plasma membrane. Gene Ontology annotation, molecular function: nucleoside transmembrane transporter activity.
AAGUCAAAACAAGCUGACGGACAUGAGCGUGAAGGGAGAUGACAAUGGCUGCCACGUGUGUUUGGUCCUCGACGAAAAGUCGCAUGGUUUCAUUCAGGAAGACUCUCAGUUCCUAGUUGGAUAUAUUCAAAUCACUGAACUGAAGUUCUACAGGGAUCUCUGCCCACAUGACAAGCGAGACGACUGGUUCGAUAAAUUUAGCAGUAUGGAGGAUUACAAAGUGUAUACCUGAAUCUUCCAUCUUAGGUCUUCAGACGUUUAAUCGUUAAGAAUCCGUUUAUAGUUCUUUGUUUCGUUUAGCCUACUACAGUCUAAGAAGCAGUUGUAAUUACCUGAGUUUGCGUUUAACCAUUGAUAGCUUUCUUUUUAGGAUUUCACUGAUUGAAUUCACAAACAAUCUAAAACAAAGGGACCUAGCCGAAUAACUUGGAAACCAGUUACUAUAGUCACUAUGAAGAAAACACGAGUCUGUGAAGACAGUCAGAUUAAAGACUCCCAAUGUAGACAUGAAAACUGUAAAGUGCACUUAUAGUAAAGUACACACGAGCUUAGUUUCUCUGAUUCUGUAAUGGAAUUAUUGAUAAUAAAUGUGUGCAUCAAGAUUUCAUGAUUGAGACAUUGCUCCAAUUUUGGAUGGAGUUUUCUUGGUUGAAUACCAGCGACCUCUUUUUCCCGAGGUAGAUAUGAGGAAUGUAGUGAUGGAAGGAAAUGCAGCACAAUGCAAAGGUAAACUGAGCAGCGGUAGAUAUGUGCAUGAAAUUCCGUUUAUAUCUUCGCAGGAAUACAGCAUUACUCCCGUGCAGGUAAGAUGUUUUGCUGGUGGUAUGGUCUGACGUUUCUAGUGGUAGAUAAUGGAUUUAUAUUUAACAUCUUGGUAUAAUGUACUCCCAUCUCACAUGAAAUAGCUGUAAUUAUAAUUCUAACGUAGGCACCUGAUUUGGCAAAAAUCAAAGAGAAUGUUUUCAAAAUUACGCUCUUGAAAUUCUCUACCACACUGCUAUAAGGAUCUCUCUAUGAAUAGUAUCUUCCAGACGUAUCUCUCCCAAGCUCAGUCGUAAGCAUGUACAAACGUGAGAGACACAUUUUAAUGUCUAGCUGUGGAUAAUACCGUGUUCUACAACAGCCUGAAUCGUUUUCAAUCCCGCCAUAAAAGGAACAACUGUAAGGUUUGCAUCACCGCUAAUACUUCAAACAUAAUGCACAGCUACGUUUUGCUUAGGAUUAUUUGUAUUUUAAGGGUUAGUUCUUUCUGCUGCGGUUGCUGCAAGUGAUUCAAUGCACAAGGGAAUCCCUUGAAAGCCAUUUGUGCUAGCUUCUACUCUGAUGUUGCCUUAAAAAGCCCUGGUUACAAAACAAAUCAGAUUAAUAAACUAUGAGUCAUGGUGAAAAUGAAAACCUGUUUAAUAAUGAAUGAUUCAUAUGAUGGUAUAAAAUUUGUAUUAAAGAAACUGAACUAUGGAUUAGUAACAUCAAAUCCGUAAGCUUUCAUAUUCACCUUGAGGAGAACAAAACGUGACGAAAUGCAUCUUCCUACGUUUUACUACAGAAUAAGCAGGAAAAUAAGUUGCUCUACGAUGUUUGUUUAGAGUAUGCGCGCUGGUACAGCUCAAUUCCGACAAUGACGCUCAUUGUAAAGCAGGCACGAUGUCCAAUCAGGGGCAAACUUAUAAAUAAAUGGGUUAUUCCUAGAAACGAGAUUUUUCCGGGAAAACAUUGUAUACUCAUAAGGAAGGCAAACUUGAUUGACGUGUACGCCUUGCCUUGACGCUUGGAUGUAAAGAAGUUAUGUGAUUGGUUGACUUAGGAAGACCAUCACGGUGCGGACCGAGAUACUGGAUUUGAAGACCGAGUGAAAUGUUUCGUAAUCAUAACCAUCAAGUCUUUUAAUUUAACCCUAUCUUUCACAUUCCUUGCCUUGUUUCUGAAAACAUGUGUGCAUCCAGAGGAAAGAGGCCCUUUUACUUAAAUGAACAUAAACGACCAAAGAAAAAGAGGGAACCGUUUGAUCUCUUGCCCGCAAGUGAGAGAUUCGAGACAUUCAAGGUAGUCUUUGACUACUACACUCCUCGACCGCAUUUCAUCAUUGUGCCUCGCAAUAGUUCUGGCUCCAAAGCCCCAGGGGCAAAGCGUAAGAUAGUCAAGGAGGCAAUGGCGAUGGUCUCCUACUAUACUGAUCUGCAACAGUCGGCUAUUCUGUCUCUCCAUUGUGGUAACUGGGGAACUGACAAGAAGAAGACUCAUGCUCAUCUCUGUGUAGACGUGGAAGUCUAUCUCCGUAUAUAUGAUAGGAGGAAACGUAAAACUCCACACUGGUUCUUGGCACAUUACGUUAACAAAGAAUGGAGAGCGUGUGAUGAUGCCACGCACAGCAGUUACGUGGAAAAUGUUCGACAGUAUCCUUUCAAGACGUAUUUCAAGAAAGAGGUUGCAGCUGUCAGAAAUUACCGUAGAACAGAGGCGAGGACAAGUACAGUUGGUCCCUCGGCGAUCCCGUCUCCACCGUUCACCGCUAUUCUCUACCAUCCAAAGGAACCAAGAGUUGGUUUUGCUGUCAAGAAUUGUGUAACAGCAAGAAGCGCCGAGGCUCGCCUUGAAGCCCUAGAAGCCAUAAUCGGGUUUGCGAGCCAGUACAACCUCACCAACAGCCCGCAGUCAAGAAGCGACGAUGACGGAUGCCAUGUCUGUUUGGUUCUCGACGAACAGACACACGGUUUCGUUCUGGAAGACCGUGACUCCCAACUCAUUGUUGGGUACAUCCAGGUCACUGGACUGAAGUUCUACAGGGAUCUAUGCCCGCAUAACAAGCGAGACGCCUGGUUCGCUAAAUACAGCAGCAUGGAGGAUUAUAACGUAUCCACCUAAAUAGGAAGAGUUAAAGAAUUUCCGUGUAUCAAUGUGAGAUAAUUGUUAGUAAGUCGCUAGUCUUUGCCUUUGAAUCAGUUUGUAUUUACAACUGGUACCUAAGUAAAUAAAUUCACCGAGAACUGUGAGGUUUUUUUUACCACAGAAGCCACUGUUUUUAGCCAUAUCUUGAAGCUAAUUUUGUGAUUUUUAAUUCAUUUUCGUUGCUGUACACAUUGGCAAAAUAUUGAACCAAAUGCUGAAUUGUUUUCCGUAUUCAGAACUGACCUCAGGAGGGGUCUAAGUUAAAAAUGUAAACAUGAUUUAGCAAAUGAAAAGAAUUUAUUGAAUUUCAGGAUUUGUAAGAUAGCACAAGUGUCCACUUUUUGGAAAAAUCAAGCAUAAGUUAUCAGUUUCGAAAUAGAAUGAGUAAAGAUUGCUAAGUUUUCCUGUAAACAAAGAAAUCCUGAAAAAGUAGCUUUGUUUUUACUAGGUGUUUGUUGAAAUAAAAAAUCUCUUAAUCAAUAAAACACGCCUUAAUUUUGAUUUUCGUCGUUCCAGUCUCGUUAUCCUUCUGAAGUUCAGUGGAGGAGAGAGGUACAACAUCGCAAUAAAUCAAAGGAAAAAAAACUACUCAAUAAAUUAAAAUGAAAAAGAUUUUUUAGUUGACAGAUUUUAAGACAAACAUCACUUUGUUCUUUAGAUAAAGCAAUUCCAGUGUUAUGAAUGGGUUAUACUGUUACAUCAUUGAACCUUGUACACAGAUCUCCCACGGCUAGAAAUGGAACUGGGCACGAGACUAUACCCAUUGUAAAGACAAAUACUAAUACCACUUUAUUACUUUUUUAAAAAAAAAAUUAGUUGUAGUGGCGCGACAUGGAUGGUUAUGUCAUUUUACCCUCCUACACAGAUCUCUCUCGGCAACAUCGAGCUAAAAGUGGAACUGGGUACGAACCUAUUCCCACUGGCCUUACCAACCUCGUUCCCAGGGCCUCUCACUUUUCUGCCCUCCCGGGCUGGAGCGAGAGAGGAGGGCGGGAAGAUAAGAAACCUUGGGAACGAGAAUGUGGCCUUCCUGGGCACCAGCUUCGCUCGGCUAUGAAGGUCGAAACAGCUGCCCUGAGCAGUUGUUUCUGUUAUCUCCUUUCUUGUCGGUGUUUUAAAACUAUUGCCAAACAAAGAUCAUAAAUGACUUUUACUGUCUUUUGAGCGAGGCCGUAUUUUACCCGUAAGCUUCGUGACCACUUAUCACCCUCUCGUGGUUUGCGUCAUCAACAAGUUAAAAUAAUAUCAAUAUGGAACCUUGUUAUCAGGUUAUCAACUGGGAGAUGAAAAGUUUGUUUUACGGCAAGUUUAAUCCGCUCAAUAUAAUAAGACCAGAUCAAGAAAUAAGUUCUUAUGCUAAUUGACAAUCUAGAUAUAAUCAGUGUAUAAUAUCUUAAAAGAUGUUUAAUGUGUUCAAUUCAACCUGCAUUACACGGUUUUUAGCUUCAAAAUAUUCUGUAACCGCGGAAUUCAAUUGAAAACAAUAACUUUAAUUGUUAAGUAAGCGAAGGGACAUAAUUUACAUUAAUGAUGUGUAAACGUAACGCAAGUAUUCGCUUUAGAACGUGCUAAAACGCGUGAGUAACUCGGUGUUAUGACUAACAUUGUGUACCAAUUAGGAAACACAGAUUCAAAAUAACUGGGGAUUCAGAAAGGAAGUCUGUUUUCUUGAAAAGAGUUGAAUGGUAGUUCGCAUCUUGUUGUUAAACAUCAGCGGCAGGGUAUUCAAAUUUUAUUUAACAUCACUGUUGUUGUCAGUCAACUGAUGUACAAAAGAUGACAUUGUCAUGUAAAGUCAAGUCUUUUUCAGACCUCAGUUGUAAUAUUUUAUUACUCUUUUGGCCACACUUGCUCCCGCUGGCAACGACCAAUGUUUUUGAGAUUUGCCAACCAUAUCACCUUUCAUUAAUGGAAAAUCUGUCCAAGUUACAGUUUCGCCGGUCUUGAGAAACAACACACCUUCUGCAAUGGAGUUUCAGCAGCAACACCCAAACACUGAGUGGUCAUCUUACGACGAAGAAUUUAAGAAAUUGUCUUUUACAUCGCUGACAGAUCUGGAAUUGGACGCGUUGAACAGUCUAGACGAGAGCAUACGAUGUCACGAGACGACCGACAUUGAGGACGUGCAAUUUAACAAGAGGUUACAAAAUAAAGUCGAGCAGUUAGAGCGACGGAAUACCGUGACCUUUCAGAAAUCAUCGAAGCAAGCCACUGAUUCAACCAAGGCAAGUAAUCCUCGAAAGUUAAACACUGGAUAUAUUCUCUUCGACGGAGCUGAAAUUAAAUAUAUUUCGACUGACGAAUCAGAACCUGAACUGCUUCCGAAGCCCUCCGAACAAGCCUGUGUCGAUGGAAGUUUCCGAAGCGGGACUUCUGAGAGUUCAACGCGCAUUUCAGAACUUCCCUCUCAUUUGAAUUUGAGCUCCGAUGACUUAAUUAUGAGAGACUCUUUUAAGGACACGAUUUCUCGGAUUUCCCUGACUCCACACAAGAGACUGCCGACAUAUGUUCAUUUUUCUACAAUGCAAAAAGUUUACUUGUUCUUCGUUGGUGCGGUGCCCGUUUUGGCAGUGAACGCUUUCUAUAUCAGCACUGCGUUUUUCCUUCCAAUCCUAGGAAAGCGGAGUUUGUCCGAAAUAGGAAUUUGCUACCAUGUUCCAUUUCUUGUCUCCCUGUUGCUAAUAUUCUGCGGUAAAAAACACUGGGUUCCAUUCCUCCCCACCGUUCCGAUCUGCUUCGUUUUGAUGGCCGUUUCUGUCGCCGUCCUCCCUUCCUUUGCGGCAGCUGGCUUAACGCUGUCCAUCUUUCCCAUAUAUGGUGUGAUAAUCGUUAAUGGACUUUGUGCUGGUCUCAGUCAAUCACUAGUCAGUCGAAUGGUUGUGCUAUUUCCGGGAGGAAAAAGCAGUUUGCUGAUACGCUGCGGUGAAUGUAUUGGCUCGCUCUUUCCAGCAAUGGUCCAAAUCAUUCUUAUUCUGUCAAUGGGUCUGCACUCGACCGAACCACAACUGACUGAAUACAACACACUAUGCCUUAACGUCUUGUUCGGCGUUGUGUUUCUUGGAAUCGUAAUCGGAUUCGUUUCACUUAUCAAACUCAGUAAAUCUGGAAUAUACGCAUUAUUUGCUGGGCGAGACUGCAUUGCUCACAGUCCAAAGAACAUAACACUGGGUUCUGUACCAGAAACAGCGAAAAGACGAUAUCACACUAUUAAAUGGUAUUUAGUCGUAGAGUUCUCAUUGUCUCUCGUCAGUUACUUUGUGUUGUCGCUUGCAGCGUUCAUUCAUGAAGCAACUUUACAAAGCUCACACUCAAGCACUGUGCCAUUUUGGAAAGUCUACCUCGCUACAGUUUUAAUCGCUCUUUUCAGAGUCGGAGACAUUUUCGGAAGAAUUCUAUCAAGCCGCUGCUGUAGUGGACAGCAAACAGUUAACAAUGACGUAGCAAUGUUCGUUUAUUUGUCAGCCUCGAUUCUUCGCCUCGGCUUUGUCCUCGCUGCAGUUUUUUUCACACGCACGCCGUUCUUGGUUUACCACAAUGUGUUUAUGAUGGGUUUUUACUUCGUGCUGGCUUUUACAAAUGGCUUUCUUUCCGUUGCCAUGACAUCAAGAUGUCAAUCAUUGAUUAGGGUACAGAGGAAUGACACGUGUCCCAUUGUCUCGCAGUUUAUCUGGUUUGCUGGACUGUUUGGAGCAACCGUCGGUAUCGCUUUAUCAUUCGUACAGUUGACUAUAUGAUGUGAACCACUCGAGAUCUCGUCUGAAUUCACUGAAACCCUUAACGUAUUAUUUAGCUAAUAACCUAUUGGAGCUCGCUAAUGA